This is a messenger RNA of Coccidioides posadasii C735 delta SOWgp, 1389 nucleotides long. RefSeq lists its product as uncharacterized. Gene Ontology annotation, molecular function: pantothenate kinase activity; ATP binding. Gene Ontology annotation, biological process: coenzyme A biosynthetic process. Lineage: Eukaryota; Fungi; Ascomycota; Eurotiomycetes; Onygenales; Onygenaceae. The record is from RefSeq and is a predicted model, not a curated record. Gene Ontology annotation, cellular component: cytosol; nucleus.
AUGUCGUCGUCGCAGAGAUCAGCAGCGGACCUGGAUACCUCCCGAACAAAGCCCCACCGGCCGUUCCAGGAGGAUCAUGCUGCUGUCCAGCGACUCGAAGAGGCCAUCUCGCAUCCGGGAUCCGUGAAGAUUAACGUGAAGGGCGCCUUCAUCGUCGACGAACAGCCAACGGAGCAGAGCCGUGUUGUUUUCGACUGCCGGGACGGAAUUCACUACGAGCACAAGGAUAUCCGGCUACCCCAUCACACCGAUGUCGUCAGUCACGUUGCUGUCGAUAUCGGAGGGUCGCUAGCGAAACUCGUCUACUUCUCCCCGGAGCUUGGCUCUUCGGCCGACGGCGGCAGGCUGAACUUCCUGAACUUCGAGACCGAGCGCAUCGACCUGUGUAUCGAUUUCUUAAAACAAUUAAAAGAGAACCACAGGAAGCUCAAUGGCUCGGCUCCAGGUCCCCUCUGCAUCAUGGCCACCGGAGGAGGUGCGUACAAAUACUACGAUCGGCUAAAGGAGGAACUGGGAGUGGACAUUAUCAGAGAAGAUGAGAUGGAGUGUUUAAUAAUUGGGCUGGAUUUUUUUAUCACAGAAAUUCCGAACGAGGUCUUCACCUACAGCGAGACAUCACCCAUGGAGUUCGCUGAGGCACGACCGGACGUCUAUCCUUACCUCUUGGUGAAUAUUGGAUCCGGAGUAUCGAUGGUCAAAGUCUCCGCUCCCAGAAGGUUUGAACGUGUCGGGGGCACAUCGCUCGGUGGGGGCACUUUCUGGGGGCUGAUGUCCCUACUGACUGGUGCCCGAACAUUCGACGAAAUGUUAGCAAUGGCGGAACUGGGAGAUAAUAGCGGAGUCGACAUGCUGGUUGGCGACAUCUACGGGACCGACUAUACAAAGAUUGGGCUCAAGUCGUCAACCAUCGCCAGCACCUUUGGCAAGGUUUUUAAGAUGCAGCGCCUUGCAGAACGCAGUGCCCAGGGUAGCGAAUGCCUUUGCGAAAGUGAUUCGGAGUCCGAACGGGAUGUCUCGCAAUUCCGCCGUGAGGAUAUUAGCCGAAGUUUGCUUUUUGCUAUCAGUAAUAACAUUGGCCAAAUUGCCUACUUACAAUCAGAAAAACAUCAGAUCAAACACAUCUACUUUGGUGGCUCCUUCAUACGGGGUCACCGCCAGACCAUGAACACCCUAUCAUAUGCUAUCCGAUUCUGGUCCAAGGGAGAAAAACAAGCUUAUUUCCUUCGCCACGAAGGCUAUCUUGGUGCUGUUGGAGCAUUCUUGAAGCGGCAACCCCAAGAUUGGGGUCGCCGUCGGAGUAUUGAAAACACGGCGGCCACCCGAUUCGCCGCCUAUCGGGAGGAAUUGCGAAGUGCCACAAAGAACGGGACAGAGCUGCCACCCACGUAA